Messenger RNA from Exophiala mesophila, 4562 nucleotides. RefSeq lists its product as uncharacterized. Gene Ontology annotation, cellular component: nucleus. Gene Ontology annotation, molecular function: cytoskeletal protein binding; ubiquitin binding; identical protein binding. The transcript has 2 exons. Gene Ontology annotation, biological process: regulation of actin filament polymerization; actin cortical patch assembly. The record is from RefSeq and is a predicted model, not a curated record. The coding region runs from base 505 to 4020 and encodes 1171 amino acids. Lineage: Eukaryota; Fungi; Ascomycota; Eurotiomycetes; Chaetothyriales; Herpotrichiellaceae.
CCCACUGCCAACCAGAAGUCAACCUGCGAGGUCCUCCACUACUGCUGCUGCUGCUGCUGCUACUGCUGCGUCUUGCGUCUGCGUCUGCAUCUCCAUCCUGACACAUCAAUACCAACUUCACCACCUCACCUGCAACCACUGUCCCGUCACUGCCACUACCCAACUUGCUGCCACCAUCUUCGACACUUGCUGCGACUUAGCCGCCAUACCAUCACGCUCUUCAUCAGUCAUCUCAGCUCUGCCAUUCUUCUGGCCAUCUCAACCAUCAGUCACCCACCUCUGGCCCCAAGGCUCAUCACUCCCGCCCCAUCUACGUCUGUCGUUGAUUUACCCGUUCGCUUACCAUCCCAUCCCGGCAACAACACAACUUUCUCUCUCCCUCCCUCAAUCUCGCCAUUUCUAUCUCGUCGUCAUCUCCCACCCAUCAACUUGAUGGCAAUUCUUCUUCGCCACGCCCUCUGAGUCUUCUGCCCGUCUGUUCUACUCUACUCGUCCCUCCCCACAAUGGGCUUCGUCGCAAUAUGCACCGCCCUCUACGCAUACCAGCCCCAGAGCGCCGGAGAGCUCGAGAUUCACGAGGGAGAGCUUCUGUACAUCUUGGAAAAAAGCACAGAGGAUGAUUGGUGGAAGGCCAAGAAAAAAGCCCAAGGAGAAGACGAUGACGAGCCCGAGGGCCUAAUUCCAAACAACUAUGUUCAGGAUGCAAAACCCUCCCAUGCCGCCAAAGCUCUCUACGACUACACCCGCCAGACUGACGAAGAGGUCUCUUUCACCGAGGAUGCCACUCUCUCAGUUUACGAUACUUCAGAUCCUGAUUGGACUCUGAUCGGCGUCAAUGGCGAGUUUGGCUUCGCCCCUGCCAACUACAUCGAACUAUCCUCCCUCCCUCCUCAGUCCCCCGAUGACGCCUCUCCUUCACAAUCCUAUAUCGCUGCUCCCGCAGUCCGCACCCCGACGAGUCCCACUUCACCAACCAGAUCCGUCUCAGGCCCAGCUGCCGACCUCGCACGAGUCCUUGGAGCUACUACCAGCAGUCGCAGCGCAAUAGCCGCCAAUCCACCGCCCCGGGAGCAAGACACCCCAGAUGCCUCAGACGACGAGGGUGCCCCACCAGAUCUCCCACGCAGACCAAAUUCAGACCUCGUCUCUCCCCCUGCUCCAAUCCAACCUCCAUCGCGCCAUGAGGACAUACCCGGCAUCAUGCCCUCCCCUCCCUAUAACCGCGCCACGUCCCAUCGCGACGACGACCACCCGCUCCACCUCCAGACCCCUUCUGGCUAUCAUUUGUACAAUAUCAAUGAGAUGGUCUCCGCCAUGGGCCGGCGGAAAAAGAUGCCAACCACCCUCGGUGUCAACAUUGCGACCGGCGUCAUCAUGCUGUCACCCGAAAAGUCAAGAGAUGGACCGUCUCAGGAAUGGACUGCCGAUAAAAUGACACAUUAUUCCAUCGAGGGUAAGCACGUUUUCAUCGAAUUAGUCCGUCCAAGUAAAAGUUUAGAUCUUCAUGCUGGUGCCAAAGACACCGCAGAAGAGAUUGUGAGAGCUCUAGGCGAGAUUGCCGGCGCUCAUCGCGCAGAAGGCAUUCGAGAAGUCAUCGAGGCCGCAUCAGGCGGCGGUCACAAGAAGGGCCAGGUUCUCUAUGAUUUCAUGGCUCAAGGCGACGAUGAGGUCACCGUCGGUGUGGGCGAUGAAGUCAUGAUUCUCGACGACACCAAGUCCGAAGAGUGGUGGAACGUGCGGCGUCUGAAGAAUGGUGCUGAAGGUGUUGUCCCCAGUAUCUACAUCGAAGUCACCGGUGUGGUUGCCGCGGAGCCGCCUUCUAGAACCGGAAUCAACGCUGGCCGAUCAGCGGUCGAGCAAAAUCGCCUCGAGGAAGAGAGGCUAGCCAGAGAAGCUGCAAGAGCCGAUCGAGCCCGACAAGAUGCAGAACACAGUCGCGCUCGCUCUCGCUCCGAAGUCGGUCCAGGCGUCCAGCUACCCGAACGAGGGAGCAGUCUGGCCGACGAGUCUUCCCAGCGGAAGCAUGGCAAAGACAAGGAUGAUCGAAGGAAGAGCAGAUCCAAACCCGACCUGAGCAAGGUGAGGACGUGGACGGAUCAUUCGGGUACCUUCAAAGUCGAGGCUCAAUUUCUAGGGGUCGCCGACGGUAAGAUUCAUCUACACAAGGUCAACGGCAUCAAGAUUGCUGUUCCUGUGACGAAAAUGUCGCCAGAAGACCUUGCAUACGUCGAGAAGGUAACCAACGAACCGAUUGAGGAUCACAUACCAGUCGCUGAUUUGAUAAAGAUGAAACGGAAGAGCCAGUCGGGACAAUCAUCCGCGCGCGCGGGAGCAACGAUAGAACCGCGAGCACCCGAACAAUCCAAGACACCCGAUUACGAUUGGUUCGACUUCUUUUUGAAGGCCGGCGUUGGUCCGCACCAGUGUGAGCGUUAUGCCCAGGCCAUGAUUAAAGAUUCCAUGGACGAGAGUAUCCUGCCCGACAUUACCACCGACACCCUGAGAACACUCGGUCUGAGAGAAGGUGACGCACUGAGGGUGAUGAAGUAUCUUGACCAACUUCAUGGCCGGACCAAAGGUGCUGCCAAUGGAGUCAACGGCGCUGCCCCCGCCGCCGGCAUCUUUUCAGGAGAAGGUGGCGCUUUGCACAACAAUACCCGCCGGGGUAGACCUGAUGCAAAUCGCCAGGUUGGAGAUGUUGUAGACGCUGAUGCCCUCAACCAGAAAUCCCCCACAGAAGAUAAGCCACCAGAAGGGGCAAAGGCGACGCCGCUCACCCAGGCUCCCGCCCGCGAGCCGCAAUCUGGCUUUGACGACGAUGCUUGGACAGUGAAACCGUCGGCCAACGCUCCAGCAGCUGCAAAGCCUCAAUCACCACCAGCGGUUGCUCCAGCUCCCAAGCCCCUAACUGGCGCUGCCGCCGAUCUCAAUUCCUUGCUCGAUCCCCCGCUCAUUCCAACUCCGGCACCACCACCACAACAACAACUCUCGCCUCAACCGCCUCAGCCUACCCAGCUUCCCCCGCAGUCUGCCACGUCGCCCGCUCCUGGACCAGGUCUUGCGCAGCAGCCCCAACAAACUGGAGCAAAUCCACAAUUCUUUGCCCAGAUCCCACCUCAAGCCACAGGGUAUCCCAAUCCGCAGCUGAACUUGCCUCGACAGAGACCGCAAGCUCCUCAGCAAAGCUUUACGGGGGCUGGCCUGCUACCUCCUCCACCUCGUCCCACGUCUGCUCCACAAAACCCAAGCCAAUUCGGCCAACAACCUCUCCAGCCCCAACUCACGGGCAUUCCACGCACUGCUGCGCUUCAAACCGCGCCUGGGCAAAGCCUGAACGAUUUGAACCAGCAACGGAUGCAGCAGCAAUAUCAGCAGAUGUCACUGCAGCCUCAACCCACUGGGUUUGUCCCCCAAAGCCAAUUUGGCCAAUACGGCCUUGCAGCCCAGCAGACUGGUUUCCCGCAGCAGCAACAGUUUGGACAGUUCCAGCAACAACCGUAUCUUAAUGGGAACGCUGCUGGAAGUCCAUUUGCUGAUCCACGAACGUCAUUCCAACCGCAGCCGACCGGUAUCCCUUUCCAGCAAAGUCCGCCGCCCGGUGGGCUCAAUACGGUGCUCCCUCCUGCACUCCAACCACAAAGGACAAGCUUCUCUUCUCCAUUACAACAAAGCCAGACCAAUGGAUUUCAGCAGCCGUUCCAAGCACAGGGCAAUUUCCCACCACAGCAGACACUCCAACCGCAGCAGACGGGUUUCCCACAACCCAUGCAACCCAUGCAACCCAUGCAAACUGGUUUCGGGCAAAUGCCUCAAUCGAAUGGCUUCGGGGGCUUUCAAGCUCCACCAGUUCCUCCAAUCCCUCAACAGGUGCCUACACCAGCUCCUCUUCAACCACAAAAGACCGGCCCUGCACCACCAGUCAAAUUUGGCGUUACUGACGCUAAGAAACUCGUGGCUCAGCCAACUGGAAGACGGGCCAAUCUCGCCAAUGCUACUGCCAAUAAUCCGUUUGGCUUCUAGACAAGAAAGAGGGCCUUGUCGAUGUCGAGGGUGAGGUUCCGGGUAUGAAUAUGCAUGGUAGAUAUGGAUUGCAAACUCAACGGGGCUGGACAAAGAACGACCCCAAAGUUGCCGAUGGAGUUAGCAAGAGAGACCUACCGAUUCUGAGAGUAAUGCUUCUCAUCUGGGUCUAGGGUUGGCAUUCAUGUGACGCGCUGGGCAAUUUCAGAGAUGAUCAUAGCGACAGCAUUUUUGGGGGUACCGAGACCAAAGACCAAGACAGAGGUGAGUAUGGUACUGAAGCUUGAAGUAUGAUACGAUGGCCAAACUCCCUGGCUAUCGAUCAAUGGCGGUGGAGGAUGCCGCUCCAAGUCAACUAUUUGAUUUUGAUUCUAUGUGUAGCGUUUGGAGCUGGGCCAUGUCGAGCAUAAGAGCUCGGCCUGUUUAAGGAGCCAGUUGAGGUGUAAGUAGGAGGCCAGAGGCAUUCGACGGAAGGGCGAUAGUAGGAUAGCUAGGUAUAUACAUAUAUUGCAGAUGAUGGCGCUGUUUGAAAGUGAGCAGAU